Lodderomyces beijingensis is the source of this 852-nucleotide messenger RNA. NCBI's taxonomy places the organism in Eukaryota, Fungi, Ascomycota, Pichiomycetes, Serinales, Debaryomycetaceae. The record is from the annotation of a GenBank genome assembly.
AUGAGCGACAGGAGAAGAAUAACAGGUCCAGUGAACCGAAUAAUCCCAACAAUACCCACCCCACCCACAAAAAUAUCACCAUCACCACCAAAAUCAUCAUCAUCGUCAUCAUCACCACCACAAUUCUACCUCAAGACCAACCUAAUCCAAAACUCAAACGGCUCAGCAUACAUAGAGAUCGAAGGCACGAUAAUCCAAGUCUCGAUAUUUGGACCGCGUCCAAUCCGCGGCUCAUUCACCGAGCGCGCUUCCCUCAGCGUCGAAACCAAGUUCCUCCCACACAUAAAUCAGCCAUGUUCCAUCAACUUCAACAACAGCGAAGCCAGCUCCUCGAGCUCCAACAUGACGCAAAUCGAGCAUCGCUUAAGCUCAUACCUUGAAAACUGCAUGCUUCCAUCUAUUUUGUUGGAAAAAUAUCCCAAGUCCACCAUCGAUAUCCAAGUUAGUGUCAUUGCGAUGGACCCGCGUAGAGUGCAUGGCCAGAGCGGGCUCUUGUGGUUGAUGUCGUGGAUCGUGGUGUGCGCUAGCAUGGCGGUGGUAGACACGGGGAUCGAAGUUCGGGAUAUCGUGAGUAGUGGAUGCGUCAAAUUAGUUCAACUGAGCGGCAAGGUGGUUGUCGGUGGAGAUGUCGAUCGUGAGGAAGAUGAGGAGAGUGAGAGUGCGGGUACUACUGCAUUGGUUAGCUUUAUGAAUAUGAACAAUAAUGAGAUUGUUGGGGUUUGGAUGGAGAGCGAUUCGAGUCAAGAGAUGUCCGAGCUGGAAAUGGCCUUGUUGAUUGACGAAUGUUGUCGAAUGUCGACUUUGGUUAGGGCCAAUUUGAACUCAUACUUGAUCAAUUCAUAUGCUAGUUAA